AUGCAAGUCCGAAAGCUCAAGACCAUCGUCAAGACCCUCCAGGCCUUCAACUACCACACCGCUUCCAAGCUCGAAAAGCCCGAGACAGACUUCCGCCUCCUCGAGCUCUACCCCGCAUCGGCAUCAUUACCUUCUAAUUCGAGGCCGUCAACAGCAGAACCCCCCGAUAACGCUUCCAAACCCCAGCAUGGGAACUCUCCAAAAAGCAAUAAUACCAUGCCAUCAAAAGAUACCCCACCUCCCCUACUAUGCCGCCUCUUCACCACCCCCCUCACCAACCCCUCCACCACUCCCUUCAAAGCCCUCUCCUACGUCUGGGGCUCCGACGCCACCCCCCAUUCCAUCAACGUCAUUUCCACCCUCCCCAACGGGACAACCACAACCCUCUCCCUACGAAUAACCUCCUCCCUCCACACCGCCCUCCUCCACCUCCGUGACCCCGACGUCCCCAUCACAAUCUGGAUCGACCAGCUCUGCAUCGACCAGUCCAACCCCGCCGAAAAGUCCGCCCAAGUCUCCCUCAUGGGCAAAAUCUACUCCGCCGCAUCCCAAGUCCUAGUCUGGCUCGGUCCUGCCUCGCACAACUCCGAUUCUGUCAUGCAGCUCUGGGCCGCCGUCGGCCAAGAAGUGCGCGACAUGGGCAUCGAAAGGUACUACACCAAAGAGGGCUGGCCCCUCCUCCACGACAUCAUGUCCAACACCGACCCCUCCGACCCCGAGACACGGCAGUACCAAGCCCUACUUCAAAAACACGCGCCCGAUUUCGCUGCUCAGAUCCGCGACGGAAGCAUCAAAUCCUGGUUUGAAAGGCCCUGGUUCACCCGUGCGUGGGUGACACAAGAAUUCUGCCUCUGCCCCGACACCGUCUUUGUUUGCGGCGAUCAAAAGCUCGAUGUCGACUUGGUGAUGCUCGCGGGGCAGAUACUAAGUUACUCAACCUUGCUCCUCGUCCGCCCGCCUUAUUCCCUCACGGUGGAGGAGUUAUCCUCUCUUGACGAUCCCACGGCGGAUUUCUUCAGCUGUCGGAAGCGUCGGAGGGGUUAUGAGACCAAGACUGGGGAUGCAAAGGGUGACACGCUUUUCGUGCUGUUGAAAAAGAUGUUUGUCGGCAGGGAGACGUACGCAAAAGUUUGGAGGGACAGGGUCUACUCGCUGCUGGGACUGGCGGUAAAUGCAGAGGCGUUGGGGAUAAGGCCUGAUUAUGGGGACUUGUGGGGGGAGGAAAAGACGGUGGAGAUUAUGACUGAUGUGGCGAGGAGGAUGAUUACGAAUGAUUACUCGGAACGGGUGGAUGUGUUGUGUUAUUCGAGGUUCCCAAAGGAAGUUCCAGGGCUGCCGUCUUGGGUGCCGGAUUGGAAGACGAAUACGGUCAAGUCGUAUUAUCAGGUGCAGGAGGUGGUUGACCCGCAUUAUUUUGCGGCUUGCGGGGAGGGGAAUCUGGAGGUUCAAGUGGUGCCAUCUUGGUCAACACGGGUGCUGGGGUUGGGGGGGUUUUGGGUCGAUACUGUUGACAUGCUGCCUCCGGGAGAUGGCAAGGAAGUCUGGUCUGAUGUGCACAGAUGGGAUGGGCCGCGCUUGAUGGGGUAUCUGAGGCAGGUCGAAGCUCUGCUUGAAGCGGCAAUCUCUAGACCUAGCAACCCGUAUGGCUCCGACGAACGACGGCUCGAAGCACUUUGGAGAGUUCCCAUUGCAGAUACGUGGGAUGAUCGGUCGACGGGGGUGCGAGCGUCUCGAGAGUUGAAGGUCGAUGUGCAGUUUCGACAGGUCGUCGAGGCGAUGUUAUAUGACAUUUGGAUGAAAACAACAACAGCUGAACCGGCAGAAGCUCAACGUAUCAUGGACGAGUUCAACUGGGACGAAAGAAUGAGGAAAGAUAAGCUGGGGGCGAAGUACAGGCAGUUUAUGUUAUCUGGUGGUGGUAACAAGAAGCCAUUCUUGACGACGAAGGGCUACGUGGGCAUGGGCCCACCUGAUAUGGAAGUAGGAGACGUGGUGGUCGUGUUUUGCGGUGGGAGGAUCCCGUUCGUGGUGAGGCAGCUGCCAGCCAAGGAAGAUGGAAGGAAGACCUUCUCGUUUGUGGGUGAGGCGUUCUGUGAUGGCAUCAUGGAUGGGGAGGCUGCCAUGGAAGAGAACCGUGGUGACUUUUUCUUGGAAGGGCCUGCCGCCAAGAAGUACAACGCUGCGGAGAUCUCGGCAGGGCACCCUGACUCUCCCCGCAUCUCCCCCACCUUUCCCCAAUCAACCCUGUCGGAACUUCAUCAAAUCUGGAAAUUCGGAACACCACUCCGGAGGACAACGCGACAACUUUUUUUUGUUUGGAAUAGCAGCAUGAUGAUGGGGAUGAUGGCGGUCGACUCUUGGAUGAUGGCCGCGAGCUUCCUCGCCUCCACCACCUCCGCCCUCGGCCCCAACGUACCAGAAACUGAGAAGCGUCUGCCAGGCAAGCCGGCGCCGAUGCCGAACUGGAAGUGGCCCAACCCCUUCCAGUCCUCCCGCGCCGCCAAAUACGAAGCCACCUGCCAGGUCCAGCGCUCCUUCAAGGCCGAAGAAUUCAAGCUCGAUGACUUGGCCCAGAACCCACCCCUCGGCUUGCUCCCAUGGCGCGACGCCCUCAAGGAUGUCUUUGCCGAGCGCGAGUACCCUGGUGGAUGGGAUGGUAUUGACAACCACGGCUACGACCGCAACAUCCUCAAGAUGGAUUACGAGACUGUUCCCCUCAAGGUGAGGGAGUGGAUCGAGGAGCAGGAGCGCAAGGAGCUCCCCGGCCAGGGUCUCUUUGCCCUAUUUGCCAGACCCGCGCCAGGGACCAGAGUGUUCAAGCAGGUGCCCGUUCCAAAGGAGCCCACUCCUGAGUUCAGAGAGAAGGACGACAGGAGAGUCCUCAUCUUCGCCCCAGGGGCCAUCUAUGAGAAUCUCCCACUCUGGCUGGGCGAGGACAGCGGGUGUGACGACGAGAUGUUGGAUCUUGCCAAGUAUUCUGGUCAGGCCAAGGAUGGCGGUGUCAUCGGUUACCCCAUCUACCACAGCAAGCCCCAGAGGUCGAAGGGCGAGCGCGACAUCGAGUUUAGCCUCUUGGCUCAAGUUGUCAAGCUCAAGGAGGGCGAGACAGAGGAGGUAGCAGAGAGUUCCUCGCAGGCUGAAGCCGGGGCCAAGACAGAGGCAGAGAAGCCCGCUGUGACUGAGGUUGUCAAGGAGGCUGUCAAGGAGGCUACCGAGGCCGUCAAGGAGGCCACCGAGGCUGUCAAGGAUGAGCUCUAA
This is a messenger RNA of Podospora anserina S mat+, 3258 nucleotides long. RefSeq lists its product as uncharacterized. The record is from RefSeq and is a predicted model, not a curated record. The transcript is spliced from 4 exons. The coding region runs from base 1 to 3258 and encodes 1085 amino acids. Lineage: Eukaryota; Fungi; Ascomycota; Sordariomycetes; Sordariales; Podosporaceae.